AUGAACGGUAAGUCAAAACCAUUUAAUUCUUAAGAAAAUUAAAUUUUAGACAAUAUUUCUGUUACCUUAUUAUCAAAAGUUGUUCAUUUCCCCACAAAAUCCACGUCAAUCGAUCAAUAAACUUAGCAAAUCACUUUUUUUCAGAUCCUCGAAUUGCAGACGUUAUUGAUGACAUUUUGAAAACGAAUGACGGCCGAAAAUCGGACGUAGCCAGAGGGUUACUGUUCAAUGAUCAAGUGCCAUUUGUGGAAGAGGUCAUUAAUACGACUCAAGGCCCUACUCAUGAUUCAUAUCAAGUCAAAGUUGAGGCGGUUUAUGACAUUGAGCGGCCUGGAAAUAACUUUAAGGGACCUGUCACUAAUCAGUAAGUCAUUUUUGAAUGUUUCUAAUAUUGGCCUGUUUACAGUUUUAGUUAAGAAACAAUAAGUUAACCUUAGGUACAGUACUGUAGGGUAAGGUAUAGUAAUUUAGAACCCUUUAAAGCGACGUAUAGUAAGAAAAGGUGAGGUAAUAGAAGUAGGUUUGUAGGGUAGGGUAGGGUAGGGUAGGAUAAGUUAGGGUGGGAUAAAAUAGGGUAGGGUAGCGUCUUUACAUUUUAAAACCACUUUCUCUUUUUAGUAAGCUACUGUUCCACGGCACACCAAAGGAAAAUGUCUAUUACAUGCUUCGAGACGGUUUCAAGAAGGCUAUUUUGUCGGUAAGUAACUACAAAUCACGCUAUCAUAUCUAACCUUACACUACCUUUACAUAUUAUUCUAUUUUCAGGAAAAGUCCCCAUUUGGCAAAGGUUAUUACUUUACCACAUGUGCUUCGAAAGCUUUGAAUUUUACGAAUUCCAAAGCCAAAGAUGCUCCAGAACAAGCUGAUGAAGGUGAGAUUAGCCCACCAGAAGGUGUUCAGUACUUGUUCUUGACUGAAGUUGCACUUGGAAAAUCCAAGGAUAUGACAAAGCCGGAAAGGACUGUGUCAAAGUUCAUGCAAGAUGCUACGAGUGUGUACGGUAAAGGGAUUCAUCGACCGACCGAGAAAUUGUGAGUUGGUCCACAAAUUUAUAGAAUUUUAUUUUUUAGUCCAAAAGUUCACAGAAUUAAAAAUAUAACAAAAGUAAUCACAUUUUCUUUAGUGAAUACCCUGGAGAUGUCCCUAUUGAAGUAGGUAUGGAGCUUCGAAAAGAUGAAGCCACGUCCUCAUCUUUCCAGUACGAUGAGUACGUCGUCUUCAACGCAGAACAAUGUCGUCACAAAUAUCUGGUUAAAGUCACUGUUGUACCCAAGAAUAUCGCUUUGUAA
Molecule: messenger RNA, 1289 nt
Organism: Bursaphelenchus okinawaensis
Lineage: Eukaryota; Metazoa; Nematoda; Chromadorea; Rhabditida; Aphelenchoididae
Source: the annotation of a GenBank genome assembly